AGGAAAGUGAUGAAAAAGACGGAGCCAAUAUACCAGGCAUUGUGGGCUGAUACGAGCUCCUUCUCCGAGGUCCUCAUCUCCCCCCUCAUGAUUCAGGAUCACAUGCCCGAUACUGUCCUCGAAGCCCUCCAAAAGUUGUUGAACCACUCAGGGCCAGCGAAGCCUCAACGUGCCCCUCCCCCAACCUACCUGCCCGCGUCUUCCUUCUGCCCCAUCACGAACAAUGGCAACAACAACAACGAACCCCCCCCGCAGCCCCCAUACCUCGAGACCAAUUUAGACUCCCCCUUGCUCAGACCCUUGCGAACCAAAGUGCCUCUAGUGAGCGUGGAAUACGCGAGCUUGCCGCGCCGCUCCAGCCUGCUGGACGACCGGGGCCAACUGCAACGCCGAGUCGACCUCCUCAACGACGACUGGCUGGGUCUCGCUCCUUUAGCCUCUCCCGAGACAAUGAGCGACGUCUCGAGCAUCGGUUCCCGUCGGAGUUUCUCUCUUCCCUACGACCGACCCUUGAACCAGAUAACCUUGAAGCAGCCGCCGUGGGAGAACGGAUUCGCCAACGGACGCGCUUCGGAGAGAGACGGUCACCUCCAUCCUCCUGGGAUCUACACUGUCCCUGCGGGCGACCACGAGCCCAUCCGUUACAUGAACGGGGAGAACAGCGGGUCCGAUACUGCCGGCGAGAUGAUGAACACGGACCCGUCGCUCUCGUCCGACAUCGUUACCUUGGAUCUCAUGAACUUGAACCGGGUUCGAUUCCUGCCGGAUGUGCCGGAUCUCCCGCUGGACAGCCCGGACGAGAAACCCCGGCGGGUGACCUUCGGCCCCAGUGAUAUCGUCGUGGAACCUGUGCCAAACAUCAACUGCCAAUCGGAUUCUUCUUAUCCUCUAUACAAACAGUUGAGUGCCCCGUCGUCGUCCGACACCCUGGACGAAUCCGCUCGUCCAGGGGAAUACGAGGAACUGCAUCCCUUGAUACGUCCUCCUAGUCCCUUCGGUCAGACCCAAGGGACUUACCUGUGACCAGAAUAUGCGUCUCGCUUUAGUCUUUUUUUAAAUAGAGCCUCUCCGAUUUUAUUGCUCUUUUUUUUUGCGCCCUAUUCGAUAGCAUCGAGUACAAAAAAAAUACAUUUUUAUCAUUAUCUUCGGAAUUCUCUUGAUCGUCAAGGACCUUGUGAGGUGAAGCUAGUCAUGCAUGCAUGCAGCGAUUCUCUGCCAAAGAUGGAGCCAGGAAGAGGGAUCUCCCUCUGCCCUUCUGGCUCUGCUUGUGUGUGUAUUUAUACUAUUUAAUAAAUUCAUUUGUUCCUCGGGG
This is a messenger RNA of Darwinula stevensoni, 1312 nucleotides long. Lineage: Eukaryota; Metazoa; Arthropoda; Ostracoda; Podocopida; Darwinulidae. The record is from the annotation of a GenBank genome assembly.